Aspergillus eucalypticola CBS 122712 is the source of this 4203-nucleotide messenger RNA. RefSeq names its product class III chitinase ChiA1 (gene chiA1). The record is from RefSeq and is a predicted model, not a curated record. Gene Ontology annotation, biological process: carbohydrate metabolic process. Lineage: Eukaryota; Fungi; Ascomycota; Eurotiomycetes; Eurotiales; Aspergillaceae. Gene Ontology annotation, cellular component: extracellular region. Bases 118 to 4203 code for a protein of 1361 amino acids. The transcript is spliced from 3 exons. Gene Ontology annotation, molecular function: chitinase activity.
UCGCUCGCGGAGACACUCCUUAGUAGCAGACAUUUGUCUGCGUCCUUUCGUUGAACCACCAAGGUCUCCUUACUGGCUUGCGGCUUCCUUACGCCUGCCAGUUGCCACUCCUUCGACAUGGUGUUUAAGCCUCUCACCAUCGCUGCGGCGGUAGCCGGUCUCACUCCUUAUGUGUCUGCUUUCGAUGCCCAGGCAAAGUCCAACGUUGCCGUCUACUACGGUCAAGGAUAUGGUCAACAAAGAUUGAGCCACUUCUGCCAGGAAACUUCGUUGGAUAUCAUCAACCUUGGCUUCAUCAAUACUUUCCCGGACCAGGGACCUGCCGGGUGGCCGGGUAGUAACUUCGGCAAUCAGUGUGAUGGCCUAACAUAUGAAGUUGACGGCGUCUCAACGGAGCUUCUUUCUGGUUGUCACCAAAUUGCAGAAGAUAUUCCCAUCUGCCAGGAAGCAGGAAAGAAGGUUUUCCUGUCCCUGGGUGGUGCCUCCCCGGAUAACCAGCAGAUUCUGUCAGAUGCCUCUGCUGUUCAAUUCGCCGAUUUCCUCUGGGGUGCCUUCGGUCCGCAGACGGAGGAAUGGGUGUCGAAUGAUGGCCCUCGUCCUUUUGGUGAUGUUGUUGUCGAUGGUUUCGAUUUCGACAUUGAGCACAACGGCGGUUUUGGAUAUGCGACUAUGGUCAAUCGGUUCAGAGAGCUCUUCGCUUUGGUCCCGGAACGUACCUUUUACAUCUCUGGUGCCCCCCAAUGCCCGAUACCCGACCCUCAACUCAGUGAUGCGAUUGCCCAAUCCCCCUUUGACUUCGUUUGGGUGCAAUUCUAUAACACUGCUGGCUGUGCCGCUAGUGACUCUAUCAAUGGUGUCAGCACCGGCUUCAACUUUGACGGCUGGGUGGAUGUCAUCAAGCGUGGAGCCAACCCGGACGCAAAGCUCUAUGUGGGAUUGCCUGCCGGUCCCGCUGCAGCAGGAACUGGAUACUAUCUGACCCCGGAGGAAGUCUACCCUCUGGUGAAUGUGUAUAUGAACCUCUACCCGGACACGUUUGGAGGUAUCAUGCUUUGGGAAGCAACGGCUUCGGAUGAGAAUACGUUCAAUGGGCUCACAUUUGCCGACUUAAUGAAAGACAUCCUGGUUGCAGUUGAUCCUUCGCCACCGGUUCCCAGCCCUUCGUCUAGCAGUGCUAUCGCUUCAAGCACACCUGCGGCGUCGAGUACCCCUGUUGCGUCAAGCGCUCCUGCUUCAUCCACCUCGACUUCGUCAAGCAGUCCAGUUCCGUCAAGCUCUGCUGUUUCCACUCCCACGGUUUCGAGUACAACCGAGUCUUCCAGUACUCUUGUGGUGUCAAGCAGCGUCUCUGCGUCAAGUAGCCCUAUCGCAUCAAGCCCUGUGGCGUCUAGCUCUUCAAUUCCGUCCAGCACUGCUAUUGCCUCCAGCACUCCUGUGGCAAGCAGCGCGCCCGUGACCACCAGUGCCGCUGGUGCUUCCAGCUCCCUGAUUGUCCCUAGCUCCCCGGUUGCCUCUAGCCCUGCUGUUCCCUCCAGCUCUGCUGUUACAUCUAACACUCCUGGGGCCUCCAGCUCUGUUGUCGCCUCCAGCUCUGUUGUCGCUUCCAGCUCUGUUGUCGCUUCCAGCUCUGUUGUCGCUUCCAGCUCUGUUGUCGCUUCCAGCUCUGUUGUCGCUUCCAGCUCUGUUGUCGCUUCCAGCUCUGUUGUCGCUUCCAGCUCUGUUGUCGCUUCCAGCUCUCCUAUUGUGUCAAGCAAACCGACAGCAUCUAGCUCUGCUAUCCUUUCCAGCACCCCUGUGGCAUCCAGUGCCCCCGCUGUCUCUAGCUCUCCUACUGCAUCUGGAUCCACUAUUGCGUCCAGCUCUGCUAUUGCGUCCAGCUCUGCUAUUGCGUCCAGCUCUGCUAUUGCGUCCAGCUCUGCUAUUGCGUCCAGCUCUGCUAUUGCGUCCAGCUCUGCUAUUGCGUCCAGCUCUGCUAUUGCGUCCAGCUCUGCUAUUGCGUCCAGCUCUGCUAUUGCGUCCAGCUCUGCUAUUGCGUCCAGCUCUGCUAUUGCGUCCAGCUCUGCUAUUGCGUCUAGCAAGCCAGUAGCAUCUAGCUCUGCCAUCGUUUCCAGUACUCCGGCGGUCAGCACCCAUGUGGCAUCCAGCACUCCCGUUGUCUCUAGCUCUGCUAUUGCAUCCAGCUCUCCUGUUGCGUCUAGCACUCCGGGAGUAUCUAGCUCUCCUGUUGUGUCAAGCACCCCAGCAGUAUCAAGCAUCCCUGCUGUCUCGAGUUCUCCUGUGGCAUCGAGCACUCCUGCCAUGUCAAGCAGCCCGUCUGCAUCAAGCACCCCCAUCAUUCCAAGCUCAGCUGCCAGUUCUGCCGUUGCAUCGAGCUCUCCCAUUCCUUCGAGCUCCAUUGUAAGGUCGAGCACUCUGCUUCAUUCCAGCUCACCGGCUCUUUCGAGCACUCACACCUCCAGCAAUCCUGUGGUGCCAAGCAGUCCAGCCAUUUCCCUCACUCCUUCAAGCACGCCUGUCCGUUCAACUUCAUCUGUUGCCCCAGGAAAGUCAUCCAGUGUCCCUAUCAUUUCCAAGCCAUCCUCCACGGUUGUUGCGAGUUUCACCAGUUCUUCUGGGUCAUUGCCCUCUUCCAGCGCUUCUGCUGGGACCGGGGUUCCAUCAUCUACCCUGUCACAUCCUUCUAGCACACCGUUGCUGUCAAGCUCACCUGUCAGCUCUGCCGAGCCGGUCUCUUCAAGUUCUGCUGUAGGAUUCAGCGUGGGUUCCUCGUCCAGUGUGGUCCCUGAAGUGUCGACCAGGUCAAGCUUGUCGGGUUUUCCCUCUAGCACGCCCAUCGCAUCGGUUUCGGGAACAACAACCGUGUCUGUUACUACUUCGUCAAGUGGAUCGGGCAGUCCCACCGUGUCAAGCUCUGUGAACACGUCGAGCACAGAUGCUUCAACACGUGCUUCUGCCACUUCCGUGGAGUCUACUUCCUCGGGAUCGGUGAUUACAUCGGUGACCCCAUCCGGCGCCCCUCAUGCGUCAAGCUCCACCAGCUCCGUUGUUACCACCAUCUCAUCGGUGCCUUCUGACAGCUCGUCCUCGUCUGGUAGUGAAAUAACAUCGAGCACCGAGUCUGCUAGCUCAACAUCAGGCCAGACUGGAGCGAAAACAACUUCCGUUUCUUCAGGCAGCUCGGGAGCAGCCAGCACCUCAACCUCCGGUGCCGCUGCAAAUGGCUCGGGUGCUCAGGACAGCACCAAGACUACUGAUCACGCCAGCACCUUUUCCUCGUCGUACUCGACUCCCUUGGCCAGCAUUUCAAGACAAACAGACGGCGCAACUACCGUUCCAACUGGUGUACCGACUGGCAACGGCAGUGGACUCGCUCCGAUUACUUCCAGCAUCACAUCUGCCCCGGUGGUACCUUCGGUCACGUCCAGUGGCUCGGAGUCGGAGCCCACCAUCACUACCACGGUCAUUGUGACUUCUUACAUUGACAUCUGCCCCGAAGGGUUCACCACGAUCACCACGACUUAUACCACUACCUACUGUCCUGCAACGGCGUCUGCCACAGCCACCGUCACCAACCCUCCCGGCGCUCCAGCGCAGACCACUAGUCCCAGCGUCCCUGAGGGCUGGACGACGACUGUGACCGUAUGCACUCACUGCGCUCCCACACCGACUACUGUCACUCUUACUUUGCCGGCCACCAAUCGGCCAUCAGGGCUGGCGUCCUCGACCAGCGCACCGAACUCUCCUGAAGACUGGACCACUACGGUCAGUGUCUGUACCGAUUGUGGCCCUACACCUACCACAGUCACGGUCACGGUUCCCGUCAGCGCUGCCACAGGUGUCGAUGCUUUGACUGCCAAUCCUUCCGGCAGUCAGUCUACCGGAGAGAGCUCGCCCGGCCAAAGUGCCCCUACAGCCCCUACAGCCCCCGCGUCAACAGCCCCCACCACGACUGCGACGGUCAUUGUGGCCCCGAGCCAAUCGUCAACCAGCCAGCCGGUAAUUCUUGGAACCGGCAGCGUCCGUGCCUCAUCGACCUUCCAUAUCCAGCCAUCCCAGAGCGGAUCCCGAGUGCCUGUGGCUCCCAGCGGCACGGCCGCCGGCGUGUCGCCCGUAUUCACCGGCGCGGCUUCACGGGUGUCACAACUGCAACACGGUGCAGGUGCAGUGUCAGCGUUUGCGCUGUUCCUCUUGGCAGCCAUCUAG